AUGGAUCUCUCAACCUGGGCACUGCCACAGCUAUCAAAGCUUCUGCCUCUUGACGAGGAGUCAUUGAAGCAGAUAAUAUCCUAUACGGAAUCGCUAUCACACAACGAGUCAGCGGAUCAUCUACAGAACCUACUGGGGGACAGCCCACAAGCAAUCGAGUUUAUCACCUCGUUCAACAACCGGAGAAAACCAAAAGCCUCCGGUAUCUCUUCCCAGUCGCUGCCAUCAAAUAAUGUAUCAGAAGUACCAAGAGCCAAGCCAAAGAAGACGAAGCCAGGUUUGAACAAACUUCCGCCACCACGGCAGCCAGACAACUAUGGAAAUGUUUCUGGCGCAUACAUCAAACCAGAUGAAGAAGACUAUAUGGCUGCGGCGAAGAAACUUCCGGGUCAGUUGAUCUCUGACACGAAACCAAAAGCGAAAGCGAAGGUCAAUGUCACUGGUGGAACGCCCAUGCACGGUGCCUCUACAGCGCUCAAUGAUCUAGAGUCUGCGAUCAGAGCGCUCGAGAUCCAGACGAACCCUACACUUGCCUCGCAAGACAACAGCAAGCGAAAGUGUAACUGUAUGGCCACUAGACAUCCACUGCUCGAAGCUGCGCCAAAUUGCCUAAACUGCGGCAAAAUCAUCUGCGUAAAAGAAGGCAUCGGCCCAUGCACAUUCUGCAACUCGGCCUUGUUCAGCGCACAAGACAUCCAAUCCAUGGUACGCGUCCUCCGCGAAGAGCGCGGGAAAGAAAAAAUGGCCGCCAACAACGCCAACCAAAAGCGCGCCGACGUCUCCCUCGCUCCACGCCCAUUCUCAACCCCCCGUGCAACAACACCCGUAUCCUCAAACCCUGCUUCAGACGUCGAAUCUGAGAACGAGAAGCUCGCAAAAGCAAAACAGCACAGAGACAAACUUCUUGCGUUCCAAGCCCAAAACGCCAAACGAACCCAAGUUCACGAUGAAGCUGCCGACUUUGAGACUACGACGGCCGGACUGAGCAUGUGGGCUAGUCCCCAGGAACGUGCUAUGCAACUCAAGCGGCAGCAAAAGGCACUGCGAGAACAGGAUUGGAAUGCGCGCCCUGAGUACGAGAAACGGAAGGUUGUUGCCAGUAUCGAUCUCUCUGGGAAGAAGCUCGUCAAGCGUAUGGCUGCUACCGAGAGGCCGGCCACACCGGAGAGCGAAGACGAACCACCUGAGUCUAUGCAACGACCCCAAGAGGGGAAUACGCUAUCGAGUGGAAGUGGGGCUUUCAGCAAGAACCCGCUGUUGGGCGGCUUGAUAAGGCCGACGAUCAAGGUUGAAGAAAGUAAGGGGAAAGAGAGUGGAGGGGAAAGGAGGCAGACCUGGCGACGCGUUCAAGAUGAUAAUGAUGACAAUGAGCAGUGGAUCUUGGAUGGUGGCGUCUAUGGUUCAAGAGCGGACAACGUGAGCUUGGAGAUGGACGGUUUGAGAUGA
This is a messenger RNA of Alternaria atra, 1446 nucleotides long. RefSeq lists its product as uncharacterized. The transcript is spliced from 2 exons. Gene Ontology annotation, molecular function: zinc ion binding. The record is from RefSeq and is a predicted model, not a curated record. Gene Ontology annotation, biological process: regulation of DNA-templated transcription. The coding region runs from base 1 to 1446 and encodes 481 amino acids. Lineage: Eukaryota; Fungi; Ascomycota; Dothideomycetes; Pleosporales; Pleosporaceae. Gene Ontology annotation, cellular component: nucleus.